Lolium perenne is the source of this 2292-nucleotide messenger RNA. RefSeq names its product polyphenol oxidase I, chloroplastic. The record is from RefSeq and is a predicted model, not a curated record. Lineage: Eukaryota; Viridiplantae; Streptophyta; Magnoliopsida; Poales; Poaceae. Gene Ontology annotation, molecular function: catechol oxidase activity.
AUGGGUAUAAGCACGCAAAUAGUAGAGCACACAUUCUCUAGUAUAUCGGUGGCCAUGUCGAGCGCCUCCAGCUUCGUGUGCUCGCCUAUAGCCUCGGCCUCCUCUGGAUGCCUGCUUCCUCCAAGUAAGCACGGCACCGGUCCUUCCAUCGGCAAGUUGCAGGGCCGCCGCCUGUCGUGCAGAGCCGCAGCCACGUCUGGUAGUGGCGGCGACGAAAACCAGCAGGUCCGCCGCAACAUCGACCGCCGGGACGUCCUUUUCGGCCUCUCCGGGUUCGCCGCUGUCACAAGCACAAAGCUCGGCCUCGCGCUCGCCGCUGACGCCGAGCCAGUGUGCGCGAGCGUGCCCAUCACGGCCGAGGUGCUGAAAUGCAGCUUGACGGACGAUUUCGACUGCCCCGCCGAGUACGACGCCACGAAGGUCAUCGACUUCAAGAGCCUGCCACUACCGAGUGGGCCGCCUCGCGUCCGCCGGCCGGCGCACGAGCUAGACGACGCGUACGUGAAGAAGUUCGAGGAGGCCAUCCGUAGGAUGAAGGAGCUGGACGAGGACGACCCGCGCAGCUACUACAACCAGUCGGGGAUCCACGAGGCCUACUGCGACAAACACUACAACGUGGUGUCGUCGGGCAGCCCCGAUGUCACGUUCGACGUGCACUUCUCCUCCAUCUUCGCGCCGUGGCAUCGCAUGUACAUCUACUUCUUCGAGCGCAUCCUCGGCGACCUCAUCGGCGACCCCACUUUCGCGCUGCCCUACUGGAAUUGGGACUCCCCGGAAGGGAUGAUGCUGCCCUCCAUAUUCCUGAAUGAGUCCUCCCCGCUCUUCAACGCCAAUCGCAACCAGGCACACCUCCGCUCCUUCAUGGAUCUCAACCUGGGGCCCGCAAAGCAAAAAAACCUUCCUGAACCUGAGUGCACCGGCGACGCUUUAUGCCUCCUGGAGAACAAUCUCUACAGCAUGUAUCGUCAGAUGACCGUGGACACGCCGGAGGAAUUUUUCGGCAACAAGUUCUGCGCGUUUGAUGCGAAGUUCACCGGGUCACUGGAGAACGGGGCACACACGGCGGCACACAUCUGGGCUGGGGGAGACAUGGGGAGCCUGAAGACGGCGGCACGCGACCCCGUGUUCUACUGCAACCACUCCAACGUUGAUCGCAUGUGGCACCUGUGGACAACCACGCUAGGCCGCGACAACCUCCCCUACAAGGAGUGGCUCGACACCAGCUUCGUCUUCUACGACGAGAUGAAGCGGCCGGUGCGCAUCAGUGUCCAGGACGUCCUAGACAACGGCAAGCUCGGGUACACGUACCAGGAGAAGAGGAACCUGGAGUGGUUGCAGAAGCGCCCCGUGCCGUCCACCGUAAUCAACCGCCCGGUCAGCACCCAGAAACCUGUUACCCCUGCCUCGUCGUUCCCCUUAACUCUCAACAAUGGCCAGAACCAGUACGUGACGGUGGCGAGGCCGCAGAAGGCCCAGGCCGCUGGCGGCAGCAGCAGGAAGGCACCGGAGGUGCUGGUGUUCGACCUCACGGUCGACCCCUGCCAGUUCGCCAAAUUCAACGUGCUCCUAAACGUGCCUAGGGGCCAGGAGGGGAUAGUGGGGCCCAAGAACAGCGAGUAUGUAGGAAGCUUCAUGUACGUUCCGCACAGCAGUGGCGACGACGAUGACGGCAGCCGUUUCAGUCGCGGCCGUGGCCGCCGCGAUCGGCGGGACGACGACCGCGGCCGCGGCCGUGGCGAUCGUGGCCGUGAUGAUGACCGUGGCCGCCGCAGCGACCGUGGCCGUGGCGAUCGUGGCCGUGACGAUGACCGUGGACGCGGCCGUGGCGGCGAUCGCGGCCGUGACGAUGACCGUGGACGCGGCCGUGGCGGCGACCGCGGCCGUGACGAUGACCGUGGACGCGGCCGUGGCGACCGCGGCCGCAUGAUGGAGAACCAGGAUGUGUCGUACCGCCUCAAUCUGCGAGAGAUCAUCGCGGACCUCAACUGCGGCCGGGACACGACUCUGGACAUCACGAUUGUACCAAUCGCGGGUGAGAAGACCCUGGUCAACAGUCUGCGCGUCGACAUCCUUUGAUCGCUCAGCUGCUGGCCUGCUGCCAUGCAUACAAGAUAUGCUCCAGCUUCCAGAACUGUAUCUGCAUCACGCUGUUUUUCUGAAGUUUGCCUAUCUACUUAUGAUUACACCAUUGUAUGAUUGAUUUUUCCUUCUUCUGAAGUUAUCCUCCUCAUCUUCAUCAUCAUCCUCAUAUAUCAUGAUCGUCACCUUCGUGAGCACCAAAGUUGUUCUUCA